AUGAAUAACGACGAUGAUAACAGCAACAAUAAUGACAAAGAUAACACCGAUAACGAUAACGACAAUGAUGGUAACGAUAACGACAAUGAUGUUGGUAAAGAUGACGACAAUGACGAUGGUGACAAUAACGACAAUGACCGUGGUAAAGACGAGGACAAUGACGAUGGUAACGAUGACGACUGUGACAAUGGUAACGAUGACGACAAUGAUGAUGGUAACGAUGACGACAAUGACGAUGGUAACGAUGACGACAACGACGAUGGUAAGGAUGACGACAAUGACGAUGGUAACGAGGGCGACAAUGACCAUGGUAACGAGGGAGACAAUAACGAUGGUAACGAUGACGAAAAUGACGAUGGUAACGAUAACGACAAUGACGAUGGUAACGAUGACGACAAUGACCAUGGUAACGAGGGCGACAAUGACCAUGGUAACGAGGACGACAAUGACGAUGGUAACGAUGACGAAAAUGAAUAUGGUAACGAUGACGACAAUAACUAUGGUAACGAUAACGACCAUGACGAUGGUAACGACGACGACCAUGACGAUGAUAACGAUAACGACAAUAACAAUGGUAACGAUGACGACGAUGACGAUGAAACGAUAACAACACUGACGAUGGUAACGACAACGACAAUGAUGAUGGUAACAAUAGCGACAAUGACGAUGGUAACGAUGACGACAAUGAUACGAGGACAAUGA
This is a messenger RNA of Pocillopora verrucosa, 702 nucleotides long. Its product is annotated as GATA zinc finger domain-containing protein 4-like. The record is from RefSeq and is a predicted model, not a curated record. NCBI's taxonomy places the organism in Eukaryota, Metazoa, Cnidaria, Anthozoa, Scleractinia, Pocilloporidae.